UUAGUAUUUGGAAUGUUUUUUCUAAAGCUUGUUGAAAAACUGUAAAGUUUACAGAACCUUCAGAAUGCUUUUCAGAUAAUAAGCAACUUGCUUCAUCUGGUAUCUCUGUUAUUUCUUUUGUUUUGAUUGUUUUUUAACGCAGAAAAGCUUCACUGGCCCAAGCAAGAACUUGCUAAAACGUCUAUUCUAAAUGCUGAAGAUUCAUUGGUCAUUCACAGCAAAAGAAGCAUCCCGCAUUUAUCCCCUGGAGUGCUAAAGGACAUUUUCACAACUGGAACCAGUAGCUACAAUGUCUUCCUGCAGAGUAAAGAAGAGAAAAAGCAUCAGUCCCAAAAACAGUCUUCCUGUACCUACUACAAACGAUACAGAAAACCCAUCAAAUCUCCUAGCUCUUCUCGUAAAAAAGAUCUUCGCAAGAUGAAAGUCCCAGUGCCUGAGAUGAGCAGUGGUAGCUGGUACUGCCUAGAGAGGCGGCCUGCUGUUUUUGUCACGAGUUCAGUGUCAAGUCCUGUAAAGUUCACCUAUGAUAUCUCUGUUGCAGGGAACAGCAUAGUGCUGCCACCUAAGCCCAGAAACAAGGUCAAACGGCGUCAUUUCUCCACUCUUCCAAAGCCAAAGCAGCAGCCUCAGCUGUCUAGAAGUUUUGAAAAAGAUGACGUUUCUGGAAAGAAAUUUUGUAUAUUGACUGCUAUAAAGCCCACCAACUUGGAGAAAGAAAAAUUCAGGUUCUUCAAGUCUGACUAUACCUACAAUCCUCAGUUUGAAUAUGCUAAUCCUGCUCUGCCAAGUGUGUUAGCCAAGCACAGCCAAGCUUCUGACCGAUUCCUUAAGCAGUCCAUCAAUAUUAUGGAACUGACUUUACAGAAAUACGGAAGUUAUGAGAAAUUUGAACAGGCCACUGGUGGUAGUCUGCUAUCCAAAACUCGAAUCUGGAGUCAUGUUAGGAAGUACAUGAUGAAAGAAGGCUGCCUGGGUGAGAUUGUAGUUCAUCUCACUGAGGACUUGCUGUCCCGAGCUUCAAUGACAGUAGUAAAUGGGUGUCCAACCCUGACCAUCAAUGUUUCCACUGCACGUGAGCACUGGCUGGAGGGAAUGCUGAGGCAUGAAAUAGGCACACAUUAUUUUCGAGGUAUUAACAACCUCCAGCAGCCAUGGAACAGUUGGACUGGCCGUAAAAAACAUGAGCUGAAACCAAACAACCCCACGGAGGAAGGACUGGCAAGUAUUCACAGUGUCCUGUUUAGAAAAGACCCCUUUUUAUGGAGAGCUGCCCUCCUCUACUAUACUGUCUAUCAAGCCAGCCAAAUGUCUUUUUGCGAACUCUUCAGAGAUAUUGGGAAGUUUGUGAAGGACCCCAAUACAAGAUGGGAUUAUUGCGUACGAGCCAAGAGGGGUUGGACUGAUACUUCCCAACCAGGGUGUUUCAGUAAAGACCAGGUAUACUUGGACGGAAUCCUUCAAAUCCUGCGAUACAGAGAGACCAUCGACUUUCAUCUGCUGACCGCCCUGGGAAAGGUUUCUUAUGAAGAUGUAGAUCGCUUAAAAGGACUGGCAGUUACUGAAAACAUGAGGGUCCCUCACUUCCUGCAGGACCAUGGCCGAUACAUGGAACACUUAGAGAAGAUCAUGGAAGUUAAUGAACUGACCGACAGGGAACUGCGAGAUCUUAUAUAUUAGUUUGCAUUAUUGCGCACAUAGCUAAGCUACGCCUGUAUGUAUAUUACCAGUUAGGUGCAGUUAGCACCAGCAGAUUUAUAAAAGAAGAAUGAUAGUUUACUUGAGUUUUUUGAAGAAUGGCCUGCAGUAUUCAGCUGAAUUUGUAGGCUUUUAGUACAAGCCUUAAAUUAUUUCCCUAAAAUGUUUCUGUGGGCUGCAGGGGAAUGUUACUCCUAUUUUCUUCUGAAUCCUAAGAGUCAGAAGAAAAUCCUGCUGAUGAGUGUUUUGAAGACUCUUGGUUGAACUGAGCGAUAAACAUCUCUUUGAGCACCAAGAC
Trichechus manatus latirostris (Florida manatee) is the source of this 1993-nucleotide messenger RNA. It is a transcript of the gene MATCAP2, whose product is annotated as microtubule associated tyrosine carboxypeptidase 2. The record is from RefSeq and is a predicted model, not a curated record. The coding region runs from base 418 to 1677 and encodes 419 amino acids. The transcript has 6 exons. NCBI's taxonomy places the organism in Eukaryota, Metazoa, Chordata, Mammalia, Sirenia, Trichechidae.